This is a messenger RNA of Macadamia integrifolia, 1315 nucleotides long. RefSeq names its product protein MIZU-KUSSEI 1-like. The transcript has a single exon. Gene Ontology annotation, biological process: hydrotropism. The record is from RefSeq and is a predicted model, not a curated record. Bases 137 to 820 code for a protein of 227 amino acids. NCBI's taxonomy places the organism in Eukaryota, Viridiplantae, Streptophyta, Magnoliopsida, Proteales, Proteaceae.
CAACUUCGCCAACUCUCCAUUACCCAUUACAAACCCCCUCUAUAUAUAUAGAAUUGGUAAAGCCUGUCAUUCUCUCUCAAGAAACCCUCUUUCUAUACCUUCCAUUGCAGGCUUCAACUGGCCCUCUUAUAGUAUUAUGCCAUUGUCUUCCAUGGAAACUCCUGGCUUACUAUCUUUACUUAAACAUGCUACAUCCAAAGACAAGAGAUCAAAGUCGGCCGGAGGGCUCUUUCGCAUGUUCAAGCUCUUCCCUUUAUUAAACUCAGGGUGCAAGAUGGUGGCACUAUUAGGGCGACCAAAGAAGUCUUUCCUCACCGGCAACGAUGCAGGCACAACGGGGACUCUCUUCGGAUAUCGUAAAGGGAGAGUGAACUUGAUAAUACAAGAAGACCCCAAGUGUUUACCCAUUUUUGUUAUAGAGCUACCCAUGCACACAAAUUUGUUCCACAAGGAGAUAGCCUCAGGUCUAGUAAGGAUUGCUCUUGAGAGUGAGAACAAGACUCACAAGAAGAAGCUUUUGGAGGAGUUUGUGUGGGCUGUGUAUUGUAAUGGGCGUAAAGCUGGAUAUUCUAUUAGGAGGAAGCAAAUCUCAGAUGAUGAACUUUAUGUGAUGCAGUUAUUGAGAGGGGUCUCCAUGGGAGCUGGUGUUCUUCCUUGCCCUCCAUCUGAGAAAGAAUCAGUAGAUGGGGAGCUCACCUAUGUCAGGGCCCGGUUCGAGAGGGUGGUUGGGUCCAAAAACUCGGAAGCCUUCCACAUGAUAAACCCAGAUGAUGACAUGGGUGGACCAGAAUUAAGCAUCUUCUUUGUGAGGCCUCAAUGAAGAAGUGAAUUAUCAAAUUACUGUAAUAUUCUUUGUAUGUAAGAAUAAUACGUUGCAACCUACGUGUGUAAGUGCAACUAUAAAAGGGUAUCUUAUUGUUGGGUAUAAUGUCUUGUAUUCUGUCGCUUACAUAAGUGGGUUGAUUUCGAUGGGAUGUAAUAGAUUGAGGGCUGAAGGUCCCGAAGGAAUCAACCCAACUUGCUCGUUUUCUUCGUGAAACCUUGACAAGCUUGGUGGGGGAUUGGGGUGACAAUGCUGAGAAAUUUUCUUUUAGGACUACAUGGGUAUUCUGGUAAAUUAAUUACAUAGAGUUUCGUUAUAUAUUUGUAACAAUGGUUCUUUCUCGGUAAUAAAUCUGAGAGAGAUGUGAGAACGAGUGACUAUAACCCUAUUCUCCACUGACAGUGAAGCAAAUCUCAUUUUACUGUGGACUUAGACAAUUUUGCCAAAUCAUGUAAAUUCUAAUGUGCAAUUAUGUGAUUGUUUGUUCGUGUA